AUGUUUCUUGAGGAAAAGCGGCGGACCUUUGAAACAAGCAUUUUAGGGUCGACAAUCAUCCACACUGUCGAGCCAAAAAACAUCCAAGCGAUGAUGGUCACUCAAUUUGGUGACUUUGAAUUGGGGAAAAUGCGCCGUGGGGUGCUUUUCCCAUUGAUAGGAAAUGGAAUCUCGGCAACCGAUGGCAAGACCUGGGAACACAAUAGAGCAAUGCUGCGCCCUCUGUUUGUGAGGGCUCAAAUGGUUGACGUUGAAUUGGAGGAGAAGCAUACGCAAAACUUGUUUCGGCAACUGCCAAAUAAUAAAGAUGGUUGGACAAAUCCGGUUAAUAUUACUCAGAUGCUGUUUCAGUUUACGCUCGAGUUUUCUACCGAGCUCCUCUUCAAAACAACUGUACACUCGCAGUCUUCCUCUUCACUGCAAAUUUUGAGCGCAAAACCUACCAAAUCUUUCACAUCGCAAGAUCUGGCUAAGAACCUCGAUGAAGCAACACAGCAUCUACAGAAGCGCUUCAGUCUGCUAGACUUAUACUGGCUGCAUAAUCCGAAGAGCUUUCAAAAAAAAAAUAUCAAGGACAUCCAUCGGUUCAUAAAUCUCUGUAUCGAGGGCGAUGUACAGAGAACGCGACAACAAGAAAACCGUGAGCUGGAAUCCAAGCAGGACUCCGGCUUUUUGAACGCUUUAUUCAAGAAGACGGAAGAUCCAACCGAGCUGAGGAACCAGUUGUUAAAUAUUCUGAUAGCCAGCCGUGACACUACAACGAGUCUUAUGAGCUGGACAUUCUGGCUGCUGGCGAAGCAUCCAGAAAUUUACAACAAACUGCGGUCGCAUAUCAUCACACACGUCGGGUCUGAUGACCAAGCCAAUCAAAUUACUUUUGAGAGAUUGAAUUCAUGCAGAUAUCUUCAAUUUGUUAUGAAAGAGGUUCUUCGGCUCUACCCUCCCAUUGCUAUCAAUAGCCGCAAAGCGACGCAAGACACAAAAUUGCCUCUAGGCGGAGGAUCGGAUGAGCAAUCGCCAAUUUUCCUUAAGGAAGGGCAGGUCGUUAUCUUCUACGCCCAUAUAACCCACACUCUGCGCGAGUUCUGGGGGCCAGACGCCAACAACUUUGACCCCGAUCGCUGGGCCGAUCAAAAGUCCACUUGGGCAUACCUCUCUUUCAGCGGCGGACCUCGCAUAUGCCUUGGGCAACAAUCCGCACUUGCCGAAGCGGGGUACCUCAUUACUCGUAUGCUUCAGAGGUUUGAUCGGGCUAAGCUCGCGGAUCCCCAUGCCUCUGCAGCUCAUAGACCUAGCACUACUGACUCGCCUGCUGACUACAUGAUAUACUUUCACGAAGCGCCCACGGGCACGACUCUUGGGUAG
Messenger RNA from Penicillium manginii, 1365 nucleotides. Its product is annotated as cytochrome P450. The transcript has 2 exons. Gene Ontology annotation, molecular function: heme binding; oxidoreductase activity, acting on paired donors, with incorporation or reduction of molecular oxygen; monooxygenase activity. The record is from RefSeq and is a predicted model, not a curated record. Lineage: Eukaryota; Fungi; Ascomycota; Eurotiomycetes; Eurotiales; Aspergillaceae. Bases 1 to 1365 code for a protein of 454 amino acids.